Ochlerotatus camptorhynchus is the source of this 4791-nucleotide messenger RNA. It is a transcript of the gene syd, whose product is annotated as JNK-interacting protein syd. The transcript has 11 exons. The coding region runs from base 206 to 3682 and encodes 1158 amino acids. Gene Ontology annotation, cellular component: cytoplasm. Gene Ontology annotation, molecular function: kinesin binding; MAP kinase scaffold activity; JUN kinase binding. Gene Ontology annotation, biological process: vesicle-mediated transport. Lineage: Eukaryota; Metazoa; Arthropoda; Insecta; Diptera; Culicidae. The record is from RefSeq and is a predicted model, not a curated record.
UUUCGGGUGUUGGGAGAUAAGAAAAUCGAAAUAAUAAUAUUGUUUAGAGAUUCCUACAACUGGCUCCCUUGAAGAUUAUCUUGUUAAUAGAAUUAUGUAAAAAUCAUGCAUUAUUAGUAAUACGCAAACAUUUAAGUAAUACAAGUUCAAGAAAAGUGAAUAUAUUGGUUUAAAGUUUGUAUAGCUGCGAUUCUAGUCAUUCAAAAUGGAAGCAGAAGGUGGCGAUUCGGAAAUUGUUUAUGGAACCCACGAUGACGCUGCAAUGGUGAUGUCUGAAAAGGUUCAAUCGCUAGCUGGCUCAAUUUACCAGGAGUUUGAGCGCAUGAUACAACGAUAUGACGAAGACGUUGUCAAAACUCUUAUGCCAUUACUGGUCAACGUACUGGAGUGUUUGGAUUCGGCGUACCAAAAUAAUCAAGAGCAAGAUGUUGAGCUCGAGCUACUACGAGAAGAUAACGAACAACUUGUCACACAAUAUGAAAGAGAGAAAAAUGCACGAAAACAAGCUGAACAAAAACUCUUGGAAACUGAAGAUCUGGCAGAGCAAGAGAAUAAGGAGUUGGCAAGUCGAUUGGAGACUUUGGAAAGUAUCGUGCGUAUGCUGGAGCUUAAGCAUAAAAACAGCAUGGAUCAUUCUAGUCGAUUAGAAGAACGGGAAAGUGAGCUCAAAAAGGAGUAUAGCAAACUUCACGACCGCUAUACAGAAUUAUUCAAAACACAUGUUGAUUAUAUGGAACGUGCAAAGAUUAUGAUGGGGAACUCCAAUCAUUCUCAAGUUAGUGCUGCAUCAGAACGAAUGGAUAUGCAUAGAUCUAGAUUGCUACCUUUGGCUCGUUCGUCUGGUCCGGUAUCCUAUGGCUUUACGUCACUUGAAAAUUCCACUAUGCUCGAUUCGGAUGUCGUCUGCAGUGGAGAAAGUAGCUCAGGUUCAGGACCAUCAUCGCUACAUAACGAAUUGGAAGUCGUUACAGCAGAAAAAUCUUCUGAAACAGAGAAAAUGCAUCAAGUAAAUCAAGCUACUUCCCCAGAGAGUGAAGCAUCAAAACCGGUAAUGACGAAUUCUAUUGGAGGAAAAACGACCACUAAAAAAGAGCAAAGAUCUGGCAAUACACUUUACCAAGAAUUGUCAUUCCAAGAUGAUAAUGUGGAAAGUGAAGAGGCUGAAAUAACAGGAGGAUGGGUACAUCCGGGAGAUUACGCAUCUUCAGUAAAUGACAACUUUUUUGGAAUGGGAAAAGAAGUAGAAAACCUUAUAAUGGAAAACAAUGAGCUGCUGGCUACCAAAAAUGCAUUGAAUAUUGUAAAAGAUGAUCUAAUAGUUAAGGUUGACGAAUUAACUGGUGAAAUAGAGAUCCUUCGAGAAGAGCUGAAUGCUGUGAUUUUGUCGAGGAAUAAACUCAAAUUGAAAGUUACCGAGCUGGAGGAGGAACUUAAGAAGACUAAAGCUCAAGUUAAGCAAACUACAGUCGAUCAAGAAGAGGAGGGUGACAUUCCAAUGGCUCAAAGAAAGCGAUUCACCAGGGUGGAAAUGGCUCGUGUGCUUAUGGAGCGGAAUCAGUAUAAAGAACGAUUCAUGGAGCUGCAAGACGCUGUACGUUGGACAGAGAUGAUGCGUGCCUCUAGAGUUGAGAAUCUAGAUAAAAAAUCCAAACAGAGUAUUUGGAAGUUUUUUAGUAACCUUUUUAGUUCAGGCGAUAGACCUCCGCCUGAAUCUUCCGGGGGGCGAUUACUUCGUUAUAGUACAAACCAAAGCCCUAAUAUGCAAGGGAUUGCGGAAGCAAGACUAUUCACAAGUCCUGCUCAUUUUAGUUCUAUGAAAUCUUCAAAUGUUCUAGUUCUUACAAAAGAACCGGAAAUUGCUAACUCCGAAAGAGCUACUCAAAGACGGCGAGAUCAAUAUCGACAAGUAAGAGCUCAUGUACAAAAAGAAGACGGGCGGUUGCAAGCAUACGGUUGGAGUCUUCCCUCAACUAAGCCCAUGACUGGGGGCAAUGCCUCCAAGGUGAACAGUGGUGUUCCAGUUCCGGUUCCUGUAUACUGUAGACCACUGGCUGAAGCAAGUCCUCAUAUGAAGGUUUGGUGUGCAUGUGGAGUAAAUCUCCACGGAGGAUACACAAAAGAUGGUGGUUGCAUGGUUGGAGCUAGCAUAUUUUAUUCAAAGAAAUCAGAAACCAAAAUUACUGAAAUCACAGAAGGUGAAGCAGCUGAAAUAAAUGAGCUUGAAUCUCUUGAAAAACAACUUGUAUCUAUCAACAAUGCUUUGAAUAGCGAAACGGAAUUAAGUUCAUUUAUCUGGAUUUGUACAAGCACACAUUCAGCAAGCACUGUUACCGUUAUAGAUGCCAAAAAUCCAGCAGAAGUGUUAGAUUCGUUUCCGGUUUGUCAAAACCAUCUACUUUGCAUAUGCACCGUGCAAGGUGCGGAGGAAAAAGAUUACGCCCUCUUAGAAAAUAGUGAAGUCACCAAAGCAGGAGAAAUGCUGGAAAAUCCUGGAAGUUCUCCUGAUGAUAUUGGCAAAGUUACAUUUGUUAGACAUGAGCCAUUAGUAUCCCAAACAAAUAAUGACAAUAUUCCGGAAAGUGGACAAACGCCAUCUGCAAACUGCGAUCAAAAUCACAACACAAAGGAAGCUACUGCAACAGUUGAAAAUGAAAUUGUCGAAAUAACUAGUGCAAUGAAUACUGACAAGAAUGAUAACAUCACUGAGUGUGAAGAGGAUUCCAACAAUAAAUCUUUAAAUGACGAUCCUCCAGUGUCAUCUAUUGGCCCAACAAUGUGGAUGGGUGCUCAAAAUGGAAUGCUAUAUGUUCACAGUUCUAUAGCAAAAUGGAGUGUGUGUUUACAUAAAAUAAAACUGCCCGAUUCUAUUCUGUCGAUAGUUCAUGUGGAAUCGAGAGUUGUUGUGGCAUUAGCCAACGGAUCACUUGUUGUCUUCAGAAGGCAAAUCAGCGGCGAGUGGGAUAUCAAUAAUUAUCACAUAUUGACUCUAGGAUCACCAAAGCACUCAAUUAGGUGCCUGACAAUAGUUGGAGACAAAGUGUGGGCUGCGCAUCGUAAUAGAAUUCAUGUCAUAGAUCCAAUCACAUUAACCGUACUGCAUUCGUUUGAAGCGCAUCCACGAAAGGAAAGCCAAAUACGGCAAAUGGCUGCCACUGGUUUAGGUGUAUGGGUAUCUAUAAGACUGGACUCUACAUUACGCUUAUUCUCGUCAGAGAAUUACUGUCAUAUACAAGAUAUUGACAUUGAACCGUAUGUUUCUAAAAUGCUGGGAACAGGAAAGCUAGGAUUUUCGUUUGUACGAAUAACAGCUUUGUUAGUGUCCUGCAACAGAUUAUGGAUUGGAACCGGAAAUGGUGUUGUGAUAUCUGUUCCUUUGAGCGACCCUAGUGGUUCUAUAUCAAGUAAAAUAUUGCCCCGGUGCUGCAUGGCAAAUGCCCAACUGUCGUUCCAUGGCCACAGAGAUGCUGUUAAAUUUUUCGUGGCGGUACCAAUGAAUCCUGAAAGUCAAACCCAGUACCCCUGUAAAAGGGACAUGCUAGUUCUGUCUGGUGGAGAAGGCUAUAUAGAUUUCCGACUUGGAGACGGUGAAAUGGAAAACAGCGUAGAGAUAGAAGCCGAACAAACUACAGGAAAUCAAAACGAAAAAAGCUUUAUCAUAGUGUGGCAAGUGAACAAUGCAUAACAUGCUUUACGAUUUCGACAAACCGAAAGGUGAAUGAAUCGUAGUUUUAAGUUAUUUAACAAAGAAAAAGAAAAAAAUCAAUGGUGGAUUAUAAAUUCAGGAUAGAUGAAGAUCUAAUGAAGUUUUAGUUUUAAUUUAUUAUAUUUUAUGUUGAGCUUCAGCCGGUGAUCUGAACUAAUGCACCCCGCGAGGAACCUUUUUAAUGUUCAUCCCUUCUUAACGGAGAUUUUUUAAUUCCAUUUAGGUAUUUGUAUGACAAAAGAUCUUGAUAUUACCACUGUGCGCUUUACCUAGUCAUUCCAGGACAUUUAGAGUUUUUUUUAUCCCUGUUGUCGGAAGAAGAAACAUAUACAGAUUGCUAGCAAGCAAAGUUUACCGGUGAUAAUACUUGUAGUUUGAAAUAAAUUAUAUAAAUAUUUAAUCAUGUAGUUCUGGAAGAUUUGCUUUUCGGAUGAUGCAAAUAAUAUAUAAUGUUUACGUUGAAUAUAACGUUCAGUUCUAGAUACAAGAAGAAUUACGGAUUACCAUGAUAUUUAAAAACGACGCAAGUUUUUCUACUAACUGUUUUUCCUUUAGCAUCAGUAAAGUCAGUUUUCAGUAUCGGUUUCAUCUAAUGCGCAAAAAUUAUGCUGAUUGAAUUUGAACAUGCUAAAUUUAUGCACAUAAUGUGCAGCCAAUGCCCCAAGUUCAACAGGUUUUUAAACGCCCUGGAAUGUCUAAAUAAAGAUCCAAAAUCGAGUGUCCUUGUAGUGUUUCGAUUAAUAUGAGGCAGUGUUUGGCAAGGGAAGAAUGCAAUACUGGAAGUGCGCCAGUACAGAAAAAAAAUCUGAUUCUAGUUAGUUUAGCGUUCGGUCGAAGUCCAGAAGUUAAGAUCAUUAAUUGGAAUACAUGCUAUUCGUAAAUGUUGUAUAUAAAAAGACGUAGAUGCUAGUCAUAUAACAUAAUGUAGGGCGAUUCCAAUAUAAUAAAUGUACAUAUUAUGCGAAGUUUUUGCGGCUCGACUAUAAAGUGUUAUCAUAUUUAUGAAAAAAAAAACCAAACACUUUUCUAAAGAGACCAGAUAAUUCUGACAGUAGGAUCAAUAUAAAGCGUAUUCGAUAUCCAUCCUA